Molecule: messenger RNA, 273 nt
Organism: Funneliformis mosseae
Lineage: Eukaryota; Fungi; Glomeromycota; Glomeromycetes; Glomerales; Glomeraceae
Source: the annotation of a GenBank genome assembly
AUGGAUAAACCUUUGAAUCACAUAAUUUGGUUGCAAGUCCUAGAAGAGACAUAUCUUAAAUUUCAAUGGUUUGAAGAGGCCAAAAUACAUAUCUAUGUUGAUAGAACUGAAGUUAUGCUAAGUUAUAUUAAAGAAGCAAUCCAAUUUUAUAUGAACGAUAAUAAUAAUACACAAAGGUGUAGAGCAAGAUGUCAUGGGAGAAUCAUAAUUCAGAAGGAUUUAGGUGAUAAUAGUCUUGUUCAGGUGGUAGUAGCGACUAAUCUAAACCCAUGG